This is a messenger RNA of Stereum hirsutum FP-91666 SS1, 6543 nucleotides long. RefSeq lists its product as uncharacterized. Lineage: Eukaryota; Fungi; Basidiomycota; Agaricomycetes; Russulales; Stereaceae. Gene Ontology annotation, biological process: nuclear pore organization. Gene Ontology annotation, molecular function: structural constituent of nuclear pore. Bases 1 to 6402 code for a protein of 2133 amino acids. The transcript is spliced from 13 exons. Gene Ontology annotation, cellular component: nuclear pore; nuclear pore inner ring. The record is from RefSeq and is a predicted model, not a curated record.
AUGCAGUCCCUCGCCCACCUUCGCAGUACCCUUCUCUCAUUUUCUUCCACAGGAACAGUCGACGACGAACGAGAACUAUUUGAACUCCUGGUUUCUGCACGACCAACCCUCUUGAACCUUUUCGAUGUUCCACCACGAAGUGAAGCUGAACAGAAGGACUUGCGAGAAGGAAAACUCACCAUUAAUGGUGUCAAGCAGAAUGUGAACGCGGAUGGUGGAUACCAGAUCAUCUCCAUAGCCCAAGUUCUCGAUUGCUCCGAGUUCUACGUCGGCUCGCUCGUUCUAUUCGUCACAAGAACCAACCCCAACAUCACUUCCGAACAACUCAUUAUCAAGACCGUAGCAGAGCAUCAUCAAAGACGUGCAGACAUCGUCCAUUGCCUCCGACUAUUACUCGACAUCACCGAAUGUGCAGUGCCAGAACAGUCGAGCCAACUACACAAGCGUCUAGCGGAUUUUGUCACGAAACACCUUCUGGGGGAGGCCUUGGGGCCAAAGAGCCUUACCCAGAAGAUUCUGGUGCAGGUUGAGGCGUUAGAGCAAGCUAUAGCGACAGCACAGACACAAACGCAGAACGCUGUCAGUACGACAGAUGUCCAAGGGCAAAAUAUUAAUUGGGGACAGGACGCCCUCCUCCCGAGAUUGGAGUCACUCAAAUAUGAACGACGGUCACUCGCGACUCUUCUUUUCCUUCUGGUCCGCCUUGGCGCUGUCUCCUCUCACCAAAUCGAGCGCAUGAUUCCCUGGCUGCAAAAUAACCCCCACCAUGCAAUGACAUACUAUAUCCUCACCACCGUCCUCGCUGCUUUUGAUCCCAUUGACCCGCGCUCACGAUCAAUCACGAACCGCCAUGACCUCGCAGUUCAUGCCAGCACGCUCUCACUCAUGAAGAAUAAGUUGAGCCCGACGACGGAGUGGAAGAAUCCCGGGUUGAAGGCAGCGAUUUUACUCAAAUGGACCCUGUUUCUGACAGAGGUACGGCAUCGAGAUCCGACAUUGGAGCAUCGCGAAGGUUUCAAGACGGAGGAACUGGAAACCAACGUAUGGAAUGCCGUUCAGGGAGACGCGUUUACCUACCUCACCUCAUGUGUCGUCGAGCUCGAAAAACGCGAAGGCCACGUUCAAUCAAAUUCUUUCGCCGACUCCUUGCUGCGAUCGGCUCCCGAAGCAGAGCAACAACUACACGAUUUCGUCGGGGAUGAGUUCAAGCCGGUCGUCUUGCGCUCAUUCGAGACCCUCGUCCGUUCAAUCAUCACUCACGCAUCUUCCGAGCUCCGAAAGAUCAAGCAACGACAAGAAGACGUGAUCUUGGCCAACGCUCGUUCCGAUCGCUCGAGGGCUUUCCGCUCAUCCCACACCUCUCGCACAGAGCUCGAUAAAAGCACCUCAAUCACACGGAACGACAUUGCCAUGUUCUUCACUUUCAUCGGCGAACUCUUCUCUGCUCUACCUCCUGAACGUGGUCUACAAUUCUGGGGCUGCAGCCCACCGGGCUCGCAGCCUCUUUCCUGGCUUGAGUAUAACGAAGUAUCGGCCGGGAAACUACCUGCGUUCUUGCAAUGGUCAGUAUGGUCCACCCAGCCACGAGACCUGGACAUGUCUAUCGCGUUGUACAAUAUGCUCGCUGGUCUGGCAAAGGGUCAACAAUGCAGCGAAUUGGCGUACAAUUUUAUGGCGAGAGGUAAUGGUGAGGUCAUCCCGGGGAGCAUGUUGCCACAAUCGAACUCAGCGGCAAAUGGUGCACUUGUUUCCUGGUCCGCCAUCUUUCAACUCCUCGAGUCGUGGGCCGCAGCCAGCUCCUCGGCCACACGUCCACCAGCACCACCCCCUCCUUCGUUUUCGAGUUCGCAAUUUGGCAUGCUUUCGACUCACCACCCUCAGCAGCAUGUGCCACAACAACCACAGUUCACACUGACACCGAAAGACGUCUGGCUUGCUCAAGCCUUCCUUCGCCUCCUCUCCAACGUCGUCACAUAUGCCGUCAACGCACGGACAGCAUUGAGCAGUACCGCACACCUGCGCGCGAUCCCCACUCUCGUGUCGCUCGUUCCUCUUCCUGUACCCGUCGAACUCAAGGGAUCCAUCUUCGCGGCUUUGGCCGCAUUCUGCGAACCCGGUGCUGGCCUUCCCGGUGUCGAGAUCGGUCGUGCGGUGUGGACGCUUAUGGAGCGACUCGAGGUCAUUAAUGUGCGCGGGACCGGAGGCUCGCUGAACAAGAAAGGUGUUGAACUUGAGCUCGAGACGGUUGAGGAGCCGGGUGGACAGUAUCCCGGGACGAUCCCCUUCCUUCGGCUUCUCAGUACGCUCAUUCACACACCCAAACGGCUCCCGCUGAAGAGCCGUGUUGUCGAUGCUGAGCCGAUCAAUACGGUGCCAGAUAACCUUGGACUAGGAUACAGACAGCCCGGGAUAGGGCCGUUCGUCGCUUUCGUGAUCGACCAGGUAUUCUUGAGGGUAACGCUCAGGGAGUAUAGGGUUCAGAAGGAUAGGUGGUUGAUGUACGACCUUUGUUUGGCAUUCAUGGAACGGUCGUUAGCGAGCUUCGACCUUGAGGCCCUUCUGGCGUCAGCGGAGGAGCAACAGAUCAGAGGAGAGUCGUUCCUUCCGUUGCUCGUCCACCCAGGAUACGAAAUCAUGGCCCGGCUGCUCACGAACGCAUCAUCACUCCAAGAAGCCAUCUUCAGGUUUAUCACGAGCGGCAUCGAGCUCCUGGACAAAAACUUCGAGUCAGAGGAACCGGUCUUCAAGAGCACCAUUACCCGAGUUUUGCGAAUCGUGCAUCGAGUGCUCGAAAUUCAGGACAUCUUCCUCGACGUCCUCGUCCCGCUAUCGGCUGAAUAUCCCGACGCGAAUAUGAUCGUUGUAGGUGGCGUUCGCCCGAGAUCGUUCUUCACGAAACUGGACCAGGCGCUCUCGUUCGAAUCGCAUUAUGCACCUGCGAUCGCGGCGUUCGCCCAUCAUAUGCAGCAUCCCGAGGUCGCGCUCCUGUCUGUCAAGAUACUUACCAUCCUCUCGACCUCGGCCGCCUUUCCCAACCUGACGACGAUACUCGCCGAGAGCCCUGAAAGCACGAAGAUUGUCAUCGCCUAUCGUAGCAUCCUUGCUCUCGAAUCUCUGGAAGAUAUCGACGUUGCGGAGGACGACACGGAACAAUACACCGGUGCUGGUGCUCCCGAUAUGGAGGAACUUCCAAUAAGCCUCUCUCAAGCUGUUCGCCUUGCCGCCCUCGACCUCCUCUCCCAAAACACUGCAAAGGGCAGCAAGUAUCCCAACGUUGCCCACCUCAUCCUCCUCCGCGACACCAAGGUGAAGCAAAUCGAAGAUCCCCGUGCCGUAGACUGGUUUGAAACUCCCUUCCAUGUCAUCCUCGAAUGGGUCAACAUCGGUGUGCCCCGCCUUCACACGAAAGGCAAAGAGCGUGAACUCGCCCAGGCAGGUAGCACUCAAGGUCGACCUCUCUUCGAAGGUUUCCCGGAGCUAGCAGAGCGGUACUACAGGAUAUUGUACCAGAUGUGUAUGCAUCGAGACACGUCGGAGAUGACGAUGCGGUACUUGAGGGCGCAGGAGGAUUUCUUUGCGAGGCAACUGGCGGUAUUACCAUUCCAAGUACCGACGGGGAUUGCGGAGCCAACCGUGGAAGUCCAAUACGCGGAUGGGGCGAGGGUGCCGACAUCAAUCUCUGUGCUCACGUCCUUCCUCAGACUGCGGUCAUACAUUUUCGACCUCGUCGCUUUGGAUCUGCACGUCCUGACGAAGAAGGCACAUUUCCGUGGCGUAGGAGAGCUGUUAGAUCUGAUUUACGGGAAUCAGAAGAUAGACGAUGUGGUCGACGAGGAUUGGGAGGACGAGACGUUUAGGCCAUUCAAGCCGCACCAAAUCGGACAGACGCACAUGCGGAUCAUUGAGUUCGUACAGUCACUCUCGUUUGAGUGGGUCGACAGUCUGGCUUUGACUACCGAGGCGGCGGCAGUGGAGCUCGAGUUCCUAGGGGGCUUGGGCUUGGGACAAUGUGUGAAAUUGGACGAGAAGGGAUGCGAGAUUGUCGAUCGCAACGCGUUGCUCGGGAUGCUUUCUACUGCGAGGAAAGUCCUCCACGCCCAAGGCCACAUCGUCAAUCCCGCGCAUCUGGAGAAGUUGGACGCGGAGACGGCCUAUGUUCUGGAAAGUUGCGCGGUGGAGAAUCAUAGGCGGGAGGUUCAAUUCGCUGUGGCGAAUGGGUUCGAGGCGUGGAGGAGACUGGUGGAUAUGACACUCGUACAGUGUUUCGCGAAGCUGCCGAGGGACAGGAGAGAGACAAUGCUCUUUGACCUGUUACAUGAGUUGCCACCUAUCAUCCGAUCAGGCGCGAUCACCGACUCGACAGCUGUUCUCUUUGCUGAGGUUUCGCUCUCCCUCAUCACCAAAAUUCGGGAGGACAGGCGCAGUCAACGAUUGGUCCAAUCUGCCGGUGUGGACUCGGACGCCGGUUCUCUUCCUGCGGAACGUCUCUAUGCCUUAUUCCGAAGUAUAUUGGAAUGCAUCGCGGAUCAUCGUGUUGAACUAGUCCGUGGUAACCUCUACGCCGCGCUAAUCAACUACUUCCACCUCAUCUCAUCCGACUCAUCUCCCGACUCAUCCGACAACAAGGCCGUCAAUCUCAGUCUCUCCCUGGCGGGCUCCACCAACCUCUCACUCCGUGAAAUUUCUUUCCUCAGCGACAGCACCUCCAUGUCCAACUCUCUCCGUUCAGCCACACCCACCUCAUCCCGUUUCUCCCCCAACACUCAUCUUUCAACCCCAUCUGCACUCGAAGAGGGUACCCUCGCUGUCAUGAAGCCCGUUAUCGAGCGACUAAUGACGACCAUUUGUCGAGAUGCGACUGACGGGACGGAAGUUUGGAAGACGGUCGCGUUCAUGCUUUUGGACUGUUUAGUCCACCUGGCAAGGGGGGACAGACAAGCCUUGGUGUUGGGGACGAUGGCAAAGAACGGGUUCCUGAUGAACUUUGCCAGAGGCCUGAAAGAAGCAGAUGAAAGAUUGCAGUCCGUUUUGAAACCUGAUCCUGAUGACCUAAACCCACUGUAUAUCUACGAGGCCAAGAUGUCCUUGUUGAUCCAGGUCGCGCAGACAAGACAGGGUGCUGAGCGGUUGUUGGAGGCGAGGCUACUUUCAACACUGGCAAGUUGUGAUUACUUGGACGCACGGCCAGAAGCCGAUCAGGCCUUCUUGGAUCACGACAGUUUCCUCCCAUCAGCAGUCCAGCGAUACCACCAGCUCUUCAUGCCCGCUUUACAACUUGUCGAUGGACUACUAGCCACACUUGGGCCAAGUCAUGCAACUGCACUGAGCCAGGGCCUUGAAUUCCUCUCGGGCCAUCGAGACACCAUCGUGAUCAUGCUCAAGAGCGAAGAGGAACAACUUUCCUUGUCCGCUCUCGACGAGAUUCAUCUCCUAGUCUCCCUCUGCGCUUCGGUAUUCCCUCAAGUGCCGAAGUCUGAACUUGUCUCCGCCAACUCUGGGUUUGGUAACGUGCAUGCCGCGCUCUUGAGUCUUUCAGCAAGGUGUCUAGGGCACGACCUUUGGGCUCGCCGCAUCCAGCCAUACACGGACACAGAGAAACUGAACGCUUCAAUCAUUGCAUCCGGGUUCGGCGAAGAGACAAAGUUCGAUGUUGAGGUCAUUCGAAAAGAGCAGCUCCUUCGGAAGGCGUUGAUCGUCUAUUUGGGCAUGGCGAGCGAUUUCACAGAGCCGGAGAUUACACUCGUUUUGUCGCCGGUGACGACUACGCCCAGACAUGAAGAGCGAGCGACUCGAUUGAUGGCUACUAUUCCGACCGUGGGGGAUGCUAUCGUAGCUUUGCACGGUAUUUGUGUAGACCUAGCCGACACCUUGAAGCAGAUCGCGGAUAUCACGGCCGAGCUUGCUGCUCGGGAUCAUAUACGCGUCGAGAACAUCGAAGAGCUCGUGAACCUGCCCGACAAGGAACUCCUUGCAGAUUUCAACAUUGGCCAGAAACGGAUGCUCAUAUGUCAGGAAUGGGAACGAUUACGCGGCGAGUUCUUGAAUGAUGCUAAAACGCUCUUGGCCUCUGUGGAGAUGCUCCUUCUGCUACUGUGGCGACACAUCUCCUUCUAUGCCGAGGGCCGCCACAUUAACAAUCCUUCGCUAAAGACGUCGACGGCGGGCUUGGUCCGAUACCUGUCUGCAGCGGCAGACGAGGAUGAGUUCAGAAUGGAUGUAGCGAGGAGAUUGGCGCCGGCGAUACAGAGAGUGGGGGCUUUGGAUCUCGAUCAUGAAUUGACGGGACACGACUGGCGGUCUAAUCUUGCGUAUCUUGAGGUUAUGGCAAGACGGUUGAUAGACGCCAUGGGAAUGCAGGUGGAAGACACGGAAAGUUGGGUGUCUGAUGGGUUUGGGAUCUGAACACUUGAAUGUUUUACCUAUUUUGCUUGCUUGUCUGUUUGUUUGAAUAAAAGUAAGAUAUCUGGGUGAAGGUGGCCGUGUACCCUUCCGCAUCUCUCACAUCGUCGGGUUCGUGUAGUUAGUCUCAUAUUUAUGUUCUGC